This is a messenger RNA of Cylicostephanus goldi, 297 nucleotides long. NCBI's taxonomy places the organism in Eukaryota, Metazoa, Nematoda, Chromadorea, Rhabditida, Strongylidae. The record is from the annotation of a GenBank genome assembly.
UUGGCGACGCCGACGACAUCUACGACGACGUCUUCAACUACGACAGCGGCAACCACGACGGAGCGAACUAGCACUAGCACGACGACAGCUAGCACGCUCACCGCAGCUGAAGAGACUACGGCCAUCCCGGUCACAACCACGACGAGCGAUUCAUCUACAGACAGCGACGGCUACCCUGUGGUGAAAUGCGUUGAUUACGGUAGUUACUGUAGACUUUGGGGUGUACUGGACCUUUGUGAUCGGCAGUCUGUGCUGAGUAUUUGUAUGAAAACCUGUCAUCCAGCUUGCAAAUCUUAA